Messenger RNA from Aspergillus bombycis, 849 nucleotides. Its product is annotated as putative mitochondrial inner membrane protease subunit Imp2. Gene Ontology annotation, molecular function: serine-type endopeptidase activity. The transcript is spliced from 2 exons. Gene Ontology annotation, biological process: mitochondrial respiratory chain complex assembly. The record is from RefSeq and is a predicted model, not a curated record. Lineage: Eukaryota; Fungi; Ascomycota; Eurotiomycetes; Eurotiales; Aspergillaceae. Bases 1 to 849 code for a protein of 282 amino acids. Gene Ontology annotation, cellular component: mitochondrial inner membrane peptidase complex; membrane.
AUGCCAAAUUCAUCCCAGAAGCCCCCGGGCUCCAGAUUUCAAGUGCUCACACUAGAAGCUGCAAAACUACGAUCACAACACCGACUAUCACCCUCGCCCACCCCGUCUCUAUCUUCUACCGCACCCUCUACCGCACCGCGCGCCGCUCAACCUGCCCCGGAACCACCUCGCAAACCAUCCUCCCUGUUCUCCCAUUUCCGAAGUCGCUAUGCGGCCCAGCCCGUUUCUGUCCGCACAGGCUUCCGCGUUCUCCGCAUAUUAGCGCCCAUAGUCCCGAUUGGGCUCUUCUUCUCCGAACAUGUCCUGGGGGUUAUGUGGGUUAGCGGGCCGUCAAUGACGCCCUACCUCAAUGAGGACUACGAGCAGAUGCAUACGAAGCGCGAUAUGGUGCUUGUGAAUAUGUGGCCGUGGGGCGGGGCCGGGUGGCCCUGGGAGCGGACGAGGAGGUUGGAGAGGGGGAUGGUUGUUACGUUUCGAUCGCCAGCUAAUCAGGGCCAUAUUGCUAUUAAACGUGUGGUUGGACUUCCAGGAGACCGGAUCACAACUCGCGACCCCUGUAUGAAGCCCUCGCAGAUCGUGCCGUUUAAUCAUGUUUGGUUGGAGGGUGAUGCGGCGGAUCCGAAGAGGUCGCUUGAUAGUAAUACUUAUGGACCUGUGAGUAUUAGUCUGAUCACGGGAAGGGUGAUGGCUGUGAUGUAUCCGCGGUUUAGGAUGCUUAAAUGGACGGAUUGGGAGCAGGGGCUUGUCGAGGGUGAUGAUGAGCGGAGGUUAGGGGAUAAUUAUCGUCACGAGGUAAGGGAUCGUGUGUCAAAGGAAGCGGUCAAGUUGGAGCGGCCUGUUCUAUCAUAG